Messenger RNA from Bombina bombina (fire-bellied toad), 1335 nucleotides. Its product is annotated as histone H1B-like. The coding region runs from base 1 to 657 and encodes 218 amino acids. The record is from RefSeq and is a predicted model, not a curated record. Gene Ontology annotation, cellular component: nucleosome. Gene Ontology annotation, molecular function: structural constituent of chromatin; DNA binding. NCBI's taxonomy places the organism in Eukaryota, Metazoa, Chordata, Amphibia, Anura, Bombinatoridae. The transcript has a single exon. Gene Ontology annotation, biological process: nucleosome assembly.
AUGGCAGAGACCGCACCAAUUGCACCUCCCGCUGAAAGCGCCGCUCCUGCCAAGAAGCAGCCGAAAAAGAAGGCAGCUGUAUCAGGUGGAGCCAAGAAAAGCCGUCCUGCAAAGUUCGGUCCCAGCGUGUCCGAUCUGAUUUUUAAAGCGGUGUCCGCUUCUAAAGAGCGCAGCGGGGUCUCCCUGGCAGCUCUCAAGAAGGCUCUGGCUGCGGAAGGCUACGAUGUGGAGAAGAACAACAGCCGCCUCAAGCUGGCUCUCAAAGCCUUGGUGAGUAAGGAGCGGCUCGUCCAGCUGAAAGGCAGCGGGGCCUCCGGCUCGUUCAAGGUGAACAAGAAGCAGCUGCAGAGCCAGGAGAAAGCGGACAAGAAAAAGGCGUUGCCUGCAGCAAAGGCCAAAUCCAAUAAAGCAGCAAAGCCAAAGAGCAAAGCGGCCAAGUCCCCCAAGAAGCCCAAAAAGGCUCCAUCUGCUGCAAAGAAAAGUCCCAAAAAGGCCAAGAAACCCGCAGGCGCCAAGGUUGCCCCUGCAAAAAGCCCGAAGAAGCCUAAAGCCGCCAAGCCCAAGAAGGUAGCAAAGAGCCCGGCUAAGAAAGCUGCCAAGAGCCCAGCUAAAAAGGCCGCUAAACCCAAAGCCAAGAAGGCGGCUGCUAAAAAUUGAUCGCUCCCUGCUCAGUCCUCACAACCAAAGGCUCUUCUAAGAGCCACCAACACUUUCCAACAGAGCUGUGACAUUGUUCACGUUUAACUUCGUUUUGUUUUUUAUUAUGUAGCUGAUGAUUCACAUCAAUCUGUUCUGCAGGGCACAGAAGAAUAAGUUAAAAUGAGUAAUAAACCUACAGUAAAUGGAUUGUAAAUACAUGUAGUUAAUUAACUAAUUACUUUAAAAUACUUGUCUAUAGUACAUAAGUGUUGCCUUAUCCUGUACAGUGAAUGUCUGCGCUAAUGUAUGUUGGUUAAAACAGUAAUUUUCACAUCACGGUCUGUAAUUGUAGAGCAGAAAUCUCAGCGAUAAUAAGAUUAAUAAUACUAGUAAAACGCAGUUCAGUUUAUAAGGGGCAAUAGUUUAGCUCCACUGUAGAAUACAUAAUUGCUUUGCUGAUACCGACUGGAGCUGCAGCUGUGAGUAUCUGAUUAUGAAAUAGGGAAGUGCUCCGUUUAUUAGCACAUUGUGCAGAAUGACCAGUGUAUAUCUUGUUAAACCCCAGUCUCAGCUGACACCGAGGCAUUGGCUCAGGGUUUGAAUACAGAGAACGUCCUAUGUGUAACAUUUAGUUCAUUAUGGAAAUGAUUCACAAAUACAAUGUAUAACCUAGGAAUAAAAGUUACAUUGUUUCCA